UCCAAUAUCCCAUGUUGGUCUUUUCCCUCUACAUUAGAAGAUAGUGACAUCUUUCCCUGAGAGUUACUGUUUUUUAUUAUUUCAGCUAGCAACGAAGGACACAUGAGUAUACUGUCUUUGUCCCAGAAGCACAGGAGCCACUACUUGCAAUAAAGCAUUGGUUUAUAUUAGCUAAACUAAUUUAAAUAUCCAUUGGAACUUUGGUUAUGGGGUCAUCAUUCUAUCAAUGAUAUCCCAUUCUCCUCUUGCUCUUUGCUCAAGUCAGCACAACUUUAACAAUAUGAACAGACAAUCAGCUACACAUAAGAUAUCAACAUUUACCAUAUUUUGAUGUUUCUGGGAGCAGCAGUUUGCUCCGUAACAGCAGCAGUGUAAAAAAACACAGUAACAUGCACAAAACGUGUUAUUCCUGAGAUGAUAUGAAUGAAUAUUAUGCUAAUUUAAUGCUCUGUGUUUUGCAGAAGUGCAUUCUAAAAUGAGAACCCUAUUAAUUUUGGGAUAUUUAUUGGGUACCUCUCUUGCCAUAAAGAUCACAAAAGAUGAUAGGAUUGAAAAUAGAGGUGUCAAAACAAGUAACAGGAUAGAAGAGUGUAGACAUUUACAGGAUCCGUAUGAUACCCAUCUAAUAAGAACUGGAUCAAAUCGAAAUCAACAAUUUCAUAGGGAAGAAAUGAGUCAAGCUAACUCAGAGGGAUUUUAUCUACAGUUCUUUGUAACUAAAGGCAAACAACCAGUGACUAACCCAAGAGCAAACAUUCAUAUAUAUAGCAACACCACAUCACACAACGAGGACAAGUUUAGUGGCAAACCUCCGUCUCAAAACUUCAGAAAAAUAAGACAAAGAAAACGGGUUAAAACACUUGAAAGUGGUUGGUUUAAAAAUAUAACCUGUGACAAAAUGGAUGAUGGUCACUUAGGCAAAGCUUGCAAAAAGAUAAUGUUAAAUAAAAGGAGUAUUAGCUACCAAACAACUCAAAACAACACAUACCGAUCUUCAGAUGAGACUGCUAACUCUCAGAACACUAGAAAUGUAAAUAAUCCCCUUGAUUUAAGUAAAUUUACUGACUCAGAUGAUUUAGAAGACAUUCCUUAUGACUAUUAUACAACUAACACACACAGCAAUGCUCAUUCAAGUGAAUUUAGUUAUCCAUCGGACUCUAAUGAAUCAAACCUUCCCAGUGGUCCAAAACAAGAUGGUGUCAAUGGUGCAUUAAACAGAUCUGGCAUUUCUAGCAGCAUCAGUGUAUCAAGUGAGUCGAGGGAGUCAAGACAAUCUGGAAGCAACAGUGGGUCAAAAGAAGUCUUAGCUAAACCGGGAAAGAACUCUAAUGAACUAAGUGCAGCAAAACCUGGCCAAAAUGAGUGAUCACCAUCUGGAAGAAACCACACAGAGUUUGAACAGACCAAUUCUAUGAAGAACAAGAUGGGACAUAUGAUUUACUUACAGUAAAUUAACAUCUUACCUUAACAUAAGUUGUAGGCUUAAGUUCAAAGGUUAUCAGCAUAAAGUAACUGUAUAGAGUACUGUACACCUGAUUUUCUGUUAAUUCACAUGCUUUAAACUCAUGAGAUUUGUGCACUCUAUAUGAGUUUUACUACAUAGACUGGAAAUAAUGAUUAUGCCAUGUUAAUUAACACUAUUAAUUAGUCAACCUGUGUGUCAAAGUUCAUUUAUUCCCUUAGGUGCAUGUUUCCAUUUGCAUUCUUAGUGUUCAUUAAUAGUUGAUCAAUGGAAGCUAUCUGUAAAACUGUUGGUGUUCAGGUAUAAUUACUCUAUAGAAGAGCCAGUAACAUUUCUACAGGAAAUGGAAUCAGCAUAUUAAAGAGGUGGUUCACCUAUAAGUGAACUCUUUGCAUAUUAUAGAAUAAUGGCUUAAUUAUUAUUUUUUUUAUAAUUUUUGAUUUUUAUUUGCCUUCUUCUGACUCUUUC
This is a messenger RNA of Xenopus laevis (African clawed frog), 1930 nucleotides long. It is a transcript of the gene dspp.L, whose product is annotated as dentin sialophosphoprotein L homeolog. Bases 476 to 1366 code for a protein of 296 amino acids. NCBI's taxonomy places the organism in Eukaryota, Metazoa, Chordata, Amphibia, Anura, Pipidae. The transcript is spliced from 2 exons. The record is from RefSeq and is a predicted model, not a curated record.